AUGGCCAUUAACGAAGUCGACAAGUAUCUGUGGCUGGCAUACUGCAAGGCUGUGCAGAAUGCUGUCGGUGGUCUACCUGGACACAAGCCUGCUUUGUUUUUCACAAAGCACGCGCAAAAGGCACCAGUCGCGUCACAAGAUAUUGACGCUGCCUAUACGAACUAUGGAAUCAACAACAUCAUCAACAAUUUCUUACAGACAAAUGAUCUCUUCUAUGAUCCGGCUCAUCACAAAACUUACACCCAAUGUUUGCUAGAAUAUCUGUUGACAGUCAAGAUUGGCGAGGGUGAUCAAGUCCGUGUAACAAUGAUGGGUCGAACCUUGGCGAGUGCACUUGAGCAGGCCUUGCGCGAGAGAGAUCGUGCCCUGGAGACUUUUGAAAAAGAAGAAGGUUACGGCCUCACGGGCGAACAAGACUUUUCUCAGUGGUGGCCAUCGCAUGCUCCUGCAUACUCGGCAGCCAAGCAAAAAGUCGAGGCCGCAGCCAAAGACUACCAAGCCACCCUCCUCAACAUAGGCGGACCAACUGCUAGUUCACUAGCUAGGGAUUUCAACCGAAUCGUCAAGGCCCUGAUCGGCGGGCAGUCAGUCGAAGGUAUCACGAUGCCUGCUUGUCACGCCUCAGCUGAAAUCACCCGUGAGCUCCUCGAGAGAGACAGGACACCGCACGCUAUCACAUAUGUCCCUGAAUGGAUGACUCUUCAGUACACUGCACAAGUUGAACACUGGAUGAACGGCGUUGGCGACGGUGACUCUUCUACUCAGAUCAACUUUGCUGAUGGUAGAGAGGUUAACGAAUCCGACUUUGGUCAUGCGUCCACAGACGGAUUCUCAUAUGGUCCGUGGCUGUCUUUCUCUACCGGCAAAGGAAGUGCCAACGAGAAGGGUGUGUCUUUUGGUUCUAUGGACACUGAUACUAACCUCGACGUCCAAUUCUCGUAUGAUGAAAUUCAAACCAUCUGUGUUCCGGCCGGUGAUUGGAACGUUCCCAGCCCGGGACGACGCUACCAGUUAUCAGACACCGCCUCUGCAGAGUCCCGCAACCUCGCCUUCCCAGACUAUCUCGUUGUUGUGAGGAACCUUGGCUUCAAGGUCUACAUCCGAGAUUGGAAGGUUGCGGGUCAGAUCGACAGCUUGUUUGAGGAAGCCAAGUCUUCUGGUGGCUCUGUCAGAGUUUUCGGCAUCCCUGCUACGCCGGAUGGCAGCCCGGAUAAGGCCACUGAGGAGAAUGCCCAUGUUGCUGAGUGGGAUCUCGGCGCUGGCAUGCUUUCAAUCAGACCGACUACCGAUGCCGGAUUUGCUUCUGUUGUGGCUCUUGUUGGUGAGCUGAACAUCAGUUGA
This is a messenger RNA of Fusarium musae, 1341 nucleotides long. RefSeq lists its product as uncharacterized. Bases 1 to 1341 code for a protein of 446 amino acids. Lineage: Eukaryota; Fungi; Ascomycota; Sordariomycetes; Hypocreales; Nectriaceae. The record is from RefSeq and is a predicted model, not a curated record. The transcript has 5 exons.